AUGUCACCGCAGUCACUGCUAUUGAUCGAUGAAAUUGUUCUCCGCGAACAAGGGGCGUCUAUUAAUGUCAUGCAGCUAGAUAUCACCAUGUUCACCAUGUUUAAUGCGUUGGAGCGUUCGAUGGCACAUUGGACGAGGUUAUUAGGAGAAGUCGGAUUGAAGAUUACCGAGGUCUACAGAUAUGAUUCGUAUGGGGAGCAUUGCAUAUUGGAGGUCUUGCCUGUGGAGUAA
Molecule: messenger RNA, 231 nt
Organism: Hymenoscyphus albidus
Lineage: Eukaryota; Fungi; Ascomycota; Leotiomycetes; Helotiales; Helotiaceae
Source: the annotation of a GenBank genome assembly